This is a messenger RNA of Mycetomoellerius zeteki, 3440 nucleotides long. RefSeq names its product adherens junction protein p120 (gene p120ctn). Gene Ontology annotation, biological process: cell-cell adhesion. Gene Ontology annotation, cellular component: nucleus; cytoplasm; adherens junction. The coding region runs from base 90 to 2882 and encodes 930 amino acids. The record is from RefSeq and is a predicted model, not a curated record. The transcript is spliced from 13 exons. Gene Ontology annotation, molecular function: protein binding. NCBI's taxonomy places the organism in Eukaryota, Metazoa, Arthropoda, Insecta, Hymenoptera, Formicidae.
GUGACGGGAUACGUCGCGAGCGGAGUAGCGAGUCGUAGAAAAGGGGACAUCGUCCACUGCUCGGGAGCGAGAGACGCAAAUCAGCUGGUAUGUCAAAUAAUCAGCUGGUUGACUCCUGUCUACGCGUCCUACAGGAGAAAGCCCCCGACAUGCCGCAAUACACCGGACAGGGCGACACGGAUUAUCAUGGGAGUAACGGACAGGCCGAUACCCACUCGUUGCACUCGUCUCAUCUGUCCGUCCAGGAGGAUCCGCUGCUUAUCCGGACCCACAAGCAACAGACUUCUCAGCAAGUGACAACUGUGACGAAAGUCGUGCGUGAGGUUUCCCACAUGGAGCCGGAUCCGGGCGCGGUCAGUUACAUGUCAGUGCCGUUAAUGUCGCAAGACUAUCAGCACGCGGACCCGCGUUACCCCGCGGACCCGUACAUGGUCAGCUUCGACCAUUACGACCCGUACCUGGGCUACCCGCCACAGCCAGGAUACCCGGGACCUCAUGGCAUCUACAUGCCACGCUCGCAUUCUCCCCACAGCCCUCACAGCCCGUCGGAACACAGUCGUGCUUCGCCGCCACACGAGUACAUGCGCAAGGGUGCACCCUACGUGGAGGGUAGCUAUAACGACAUCGACCCCGGCUUAAACCCCGCUUUGCAGGACCAUUAUCGCAUUACUCCAAGUCCAGGUGGUCCCGGGGAUCAGUAUGAUGAGAGUAAAGUGGCCUAUGGCUACGUAUCGCCGUCGCCGUACGGGCCUGUGGGGUACGUGCCUGCCGUGGGGGUCGGACCGGUGCCGAGCGACGUGCCCGGCUACGAAGAAGGCCACCCGGGAGUGCCUCUCACGUCGGCUGUGCCACCCGGUAUCUUCGAGGACGAGGUGCACCUUCAACGGCUGCAAUCGCGUCAUCCGGUGGUGCCCGGUAUGGCGAGCCCACUCGACGACGAGCAGAAGUCCAUGCGCUGGCGGGACCCGAAUCUCUCCGAGGUGAUCGGCUUCCUGAGCAACCCCAACAAUAUAAUCAAGGCGAACGCGGCCGCGUAUCUGCAGCACCUUUGCUAUAUGGAUGACCCAAAUAAGCAGAAGACGCGUAGCCUUGGUGGCAUACCGCCGCUGGUGCAGCUGCUGGACCACGACAAUCCAGACGUGUAUAGGAACGCGUGCGGCGCGCUGCGGAAUCUGUCGUAUGGACGACAGAAUGACGAGAACAAGCGCGCAAUCAAGAAUGCGGGUGGCGUGCCGUCCUUGAUCAACCUGCUGCGACGGACGUCCGAUGCGGAAGUCAAGGAGCUUGUCACGGGAGUGCUGUGGAACUUGUCUUCGUGCGAAGACCUGAAGAGGUCGAUCAUCGACGAUGGCGUGACGAUGGUGGUGAGCAAUAUAAUAAUACCUCACAGCGGCUGGGACCCGAGCUCGUCGAGCGGCGAGACUUGCUGGUCCACCGUGUUCAGAAACGCGUCCGGUGUGCUGAGAAACGUAUCGAGCGCGGGCGAAUACGCACGGAAGAACCUGCGCGAGUGCGAGGGCCUGGUGGAUGCGCUGCUUUACGUCGUGCGUUCCGCGAUUGAAAAGUCCAACAUCGGCAACAAGAUCGUCGAGAACUGCGUGUGCAUCCUGAGGAACCUGAGCUACCGUUGCCAGGAGGUGGAAGACCCUAAUUACGACAAGCACCCGAUCCAGUCCACGGUGCAGAACAGAGUCACCGCGCCCGCGAAAGGUGAGAAUCUGGGUUGCUUCGGCGGGAGCAAGAAGAAGAAGGAUGGCCAGCCGGUUCAAAAGGAGACCACCGCGUCACGUACGACGAGUCCGCGGACCGAACCAGUCAGAGGAAUGGAAUUGCUCUGGCAGCCGGAAGUGGUCCAAUCGUAUCUUAGUCUCCUGCAAACGUGUUCGAAUCCGGAAACAUUGGAGGCUGCUGCCGGGGCUUUGCAAAAUCUCGCGGCUUGCUACUGGCAGCCGAGCAUCGAGAUUCGCGCGGCCGUACGCAAGGAAAAAGGUCUCCCUAUAUUAGUGGAGCUCUUGAGAAUGGAGGUGGAUCGAGUAGUCUGCGCGGUCGCAACCGCGCUCAGGAACUUGGCGAUAGACCAACGCAAUAAGGAGCUAAUAGGCAAAUAUGCAAUGAGGGAUCUCAUCCAGAAGUUGCCGUCUGGAAAUAAUCAGCACGAUCAGGGCACAAGCGACGACACGAUCGCCGCGGUGCUCGCGACUCUAAACGAGGUCAUCAAGAAGAACGCCGAGUUCUCGCGAUCGUUGCUCGACGCCGGCGGUGUCGAUAGACUGAUGAACAUCACCAGGCAACGCCAGAAAUACACGCCGCGCGUUCUUAAAUUUGCAGGGCAAGUACUGUUCACUAUGUGGCAACAUCAAGAAUUGCGAGACGUGUACAAGAAGCACGGCUGGAAGGAGCAAGACUUUGUAACGAAAACCGUUGCCGCCAGGAAUUCAGGGCCUAAUUCACCCAACAACGCUAACAGCUACGAUUGCAGCACUCUGAAUCGACCGAUGGCAAGCCAGGGAAGCACAAGAUACGAGGAUCGAACGAUCCAGCGAGCGAACAUGAAUUCGAAUAAUGUCGGUCGACCUACUAUAUAUCAAUCACAGCCGAAACCCGGUGAGCCGCUCUACGCGCAAGUUAACUUGGAGAAGAAAAAGAAGCGGCAGUACGAGCUGGGGGUGGGCCAGGGUGGCCAGGUGGGUCAGGUCGGUGGCGGCGCCGUGAUACCCGGGGGCAUAGCUGGACCAGGCGGCGGCGGGGGUGGCCAGUGGGUGCCGGAUGGCGUCGGGAUGGUACCGGACGGUAUCGGCGCCACAUCGGUAGCGGCGACGGUGACGAACCAGGUGCCACCGCCGAGCUCGACCGCCGCCGCCGCCGGCGACUCCUGGGUAUAACGGGUCCUACAAGCGGGUCCUACGCGGGACCGCCGGGAGGACCUCGCCAGAAAUCACGGCCUCGUCGCGUCCCUCCACGGCCGCGUCGAGCGACCGCCGCCUCCGUCUCCGAACCUGUCCAUGUAGCGGAGGUGUAUAGGAGGGAUCCCCCCACUCCGGGAUGCGAAGUGACGCCUCCGUAAAAUCCCGGAGGAUUGAAGGUGUACGAAGGAUCGGAGGAAGAGCUUAAAACCUGGGACUCUGCUCGAUGUAAGGGACUGCAAGACGAACACCCGUUAAUUUAUUGGGCACACCCCUUCCGGAUUCGCGAAAAAUCAAGAUUGUCGAUUGGUCGUGGUCGAGUUGGCUGGACGUAGGCGAGUUGAGGGAAGCGUUUGUUGCAGGGUAUUAAAGCGGGGAUAUCGAGAAUAUAGCGAUUAUAUGAAAAACGAGAGAAGUACAGAGAUUUGGGGAACCUUGAUGGUCUCCCCCCCGAAAUAGAAGAACCCGAGUACGCGUUGUACUCGAAAUAUUGUCGAAAGAGUACGCGCGAAAGUAUUAUUAAAAAUUGGAGAAUUA